Molecule: messenger RNA, 1193 nt
Organism: Passer domesticus (house sparrow)
Lineage: Eukaryota; Metazoa; Chordata; Aves; Passeriformes; Passeridae
Product: ferredoxin-2, mitochondrial-like
Exons: 5
Coding region: 154-618 (154 amino acids)
Biological process (GO): positive regulation of oxidoreductase activity; P450-containing electron transport chain
Cellular component (GO): mitochondrion
Molecular function (GO): 2 iron, 2 sulfur cluster binding
Source: RefSeq, a predicted model, not a curated record
AAUCCCCGAAUUUCCCCCCAGAAUUCGCCCCAAAUUCGCAGCGGGGCCUCAGGGCCCAGCGCAGGCCCCGCCCACUCCCGUCUCUGGCCCCGCCCACUCCCGGCUGUGACCCCGCCCCUGGUGUGUCACGUGGGCGGUCACGUGGCGCCCAACAUGGCGGCGCCCAUGGCGGCGGCCGGCGGCGGCUCCGUGACGCGGCUGCUCCGGGGCGUCUCCCGCAGCCUCAGCGGCGCCGGGGCCGCGGCCGAGGAGCCCGAGGCCGCCGUGGUUAACGUCGUGUUCGUGGACCGGGACGGGCGGCAGGUGCCGGUGCGCGGCAGAGUCGGUGACAACGUGCUGCACCUGGCGCAGCGGCACGGGCUGGAGCUGGAGGGCGCCUGCGAGGCCUCCCUGGCCUGCUCCACCUGCCACGUUUACGUCAGCGAGCCGCACCUGGGCCGGCUCCCGGCGCCGGACGAGCGGGAGGAGGACCUGCUGGACCAGGCGCCGCUGCUGCGCGAGAACUCGCGGCUGGGCUGCCAGCUGCGCCUGGGCCCCGCGCUGGAGGGCGCGCGCAUCGCCCUGCCCCGGCAGACCAGGAACUUCUACGUGGACGGGCACGUCCCAAAGCCACACUGACCCCAAAGCCAAAACCCCACUGACCCCAAAACUGACUGACCCCAAAAACCCAAACCACACUGACCCCCAAGCCAAAACCCCACUGACCCCAAACCACACUGACCCCAAACCACACUGACCCCAAAGCCCCACUGACCCCAAAAACCCAAACCACACUGCCCCCAAACCACACUGCCCCCAAACCACACUGACCCCAAAGCCCCACUGACCCCAAAAACCCAAACCACACUGACCCCAAAAACCCAAACCACACUGACCCCAAACCACACUGACCCCAAAAACCCAAACCGCACUGACCCCAAAGCCAAAACCCCACUGACCCUAAAGCUACUGACCCCAAAAACCCAAACCACACUGACCCCAAACCACACUGACCCCAAACCACACUGAGCCCAAAAACCCAAACCACACUGAGCCCAAAAACCCAAACCACACUGACCCCAAACCACACUGACCCCAAAAACCCAAACCACACUGACCCCAAACCACACUGAGCCAAAGCCAGCGACCCCAAAACCCACUGACCUUAAAAGCCAAAAUCCCAUUGAUCCCAAAAUCCCACUGACCCCAGAAAC